CGGCUACUGCUGCCUGCCGGUUGCUAGGAGUCGAGGACGCAGGCCACGCAGCAGGCCCCUGGCCGGCCGAGGGGGCAGGCGCCAGCCAGGUGGUCUCCGGGGUGGCCGGAGCCUGGCCGGGGCCCCGGGUACCCCGGCCGCCCGGGCCUGCGAGGAGCUAUGGAACCUGGAAGGAGAAGAACCAAAGAUGAUACUUGGAAAGCGGAUGAUCUCAGAAGACAGCUUUGGGCUGUGCAAUCAGGUGCUUCCAAGGAAGAAAGGAAACACAAAGAGAAGAAGCUGCACCGGGAGUCUGAGACGGACCUUCCUGAGCACAAAGAGCAUAAGUACAGGGAUCCAGAGCGGGAGGCGAAGUACAGAGAACGGCUGACCGAGAGAGAGGCCCACGCCUCCAGGGAGCACCCUCGCGGGGAGAGGGACAGAGAGAAACAGAGGGAGAGGAAGAAGGACGCCAGAGAUCGGGACAAGGAAAAGUCGAGAGAGAAGUACCGAGAGCAGGAGGCAGAGAAGGCUCACAGCAGGGGCAAGGACAGAGACAAGGACAAGGACAAGGACAAGGACAGGAGGGCAAGGAAGGACGAGCUCCGGCAGACCGCUGCCCACCACAACCUCCUGGGCCGCGAGGCCCGCGAGGCCCGCGAGGCCCGCGAGCGACAGCUUCUGGAGAGAGCGGAGAGGAAGGUCCGCUCAGUAAGUAAAGUAAGAAUUGAAGAGAAAGAACGGAGAGAAGAAGACUGUGAAAGAGCAGAAGAUGAGAGAGAGAGGAGAUACCGAGAGAGAAAGUUGCAGUAUGGUGACAGUAAAGACAAUCCUCUUAAGUAUUGGCUUUAUAAAGAAGAAGGCGAGAGAAGACACAAGAAGGCAAGAGAACCAGAUCGAGAAAAGAAACACCGGGAGAAAAGAGAGAAACAUUCAAAGGAAAAAAGUAGUUCGUUCUUUGAGAAAGAAGGAGAAGAAAGACAUAAAGAAAGACGACAUAAAGAAAGCUCUCAUUUUGAUGAUGAGAGGCACCGAAGUAACGUGGAUAAAAAAGAAAGAUCGUUGAAAGAGGAACACAAGAAAAGAGAAUCCAAGAAUGGUGAACAUAGAAAUCGAGGAACAAAUUCAAAAAGAGAUGGAACUGGCAGCCAGCAUGCAGAGAAUUUAGUCAAGAAUAUUGGGAAAGACAAAGAUUCAAGAAGGAAGCAUGGCCACGAGGAAGCCUCAUUGAUGUGGAAGCUGUCUCAGAGGCAAGAAAGUGAAGAAACUGUGGAAAUUGAAAAAGAAGACAUUGAUUUAGAAAAUACUGAAGCUGAUGAGUAUACACCCAGUUUUGAAGGUGAUUUUGAAGACUAUGAAGAUGACUUUGAGGUUUGUGAUGGAGAUGACGAUAGUAAUAAUGAGACUGAAUCAAAAGAAAACAUCGAAGAACUUCCUCCGGCCCGCAAAAAGGAAAUCCAAGAAAUUCAGAAAGCCAUUAAUGCAGAAAAUGAAAGGGUUGGCGAGUUGUCCUUGAAACUGUCUCAGAAGCAAGGUCGAGUGGAUUGUACCAGGGAGUCCAGGGCAGAUGGGAAUAAUUCUCCUUCCAGAGCCCCUGUUUGUGGAAUUUUUGUGGAUUUUGCAACAGCCUCACACCGCCAGAAGAGUAGGACUCAGGCCCUUAAGCAAAAGACACGGAGUACAAAGCUGCUUCGGCUUAUUGACUUAGAUUUUUCCUUCACUUUCUCUCUCUUGGAUCUACCACCAGUAAAUGAAUAUGACAUGUAUAUCAGAAACUUUGGGAAAAAAAAUACCAAGCAGGCAUAUGUUCAGUAUAAUGAAGAUAAUGUUGAAAGAGAUAUUCAAACUGAAGAAAUAGAGACCAAGGAAGUGUGGACCCAGCAUCCAGGAGAGAGUGCUAUUGUGUCUGGAGGUAGUGAAAAAAGAGAUAUUUCUGAUGCUGCAGUUGUACCAAAGAUUGAUACUCCAAGGUUAUCUAGUUUUCUCCGUGCAGCUUGUCAGGUGAUUUCCGUUCUACUGGAAGAGGAUCGUUUGGCAGCUGAGCCCAGCUGGAAUCUCAGGGCUCAAGACCACACGCUGCACUUCAGUGACAGCUCCUCUCAGCUGAAUACUCAGCUGCCGUUCCUUCAGAAUCGAAAAGUAUCCGGCUUGCAUGCCUCUCAAGUUCAGAGGCAGACGGUCGUCUCCGUUCAUGACUUACCUGAAAAGGAGUUCGUCCAUCCACUGGACGGAAGAUACAUCCUCUGCGUGUGGGAUAUUUGGCAGCCAUCAGGGCCCCAGAAGGUUCUGAUAUGUGAGUCCAAGGUCACUUGUUGCUGCUUUAGCCCUGUUAAAGCAUUUUUGCUGUUUGCUGGCACAGCGCAUGGCUCAGUAGUUGUGUGGGAUUUAAGAGAAGAUUCGAGGAUACAUCAUUAUGUGAAGCUGAGCGAUUGCUUUUGGACCUUCAGGACAGCAACGUUUUCUACUGAUGGAAUCCUUCUAUCAGUAAACCAUCGGAGUCCCAUUCAAGCAGUGGAACCGAUCUCGACGUCUGCUUGCAAGAAGCAGAGCUUUGUGCUUUCACCCUUUUCUACUCAAGAAGAAAGACCAGGUGUGUCCUUCCACAUGGCUUCCUUGGAUGAGAGUGGCGUGCUCAACGUGUGGGUGGUUGUUGAAUUACCAAAGGCAGACAUCGCAGGUUCAAUAAGUGAUUUAGGUCUGAUUCCUGGAGGGAGGAUAAAGUUGGUGCACAGUGCUACGAUCCAGCUGGGCGACAGUCUUUGCCCUAGAAGCAGUGAAUUUUGGGGAAACACACAAACACUGAAUAUUAAAUUUCUGCCUUCCGAUCCAAGUCACUUUAUUGUUGGCACAGACCUGGGUCUUAUAAGCCAUGGCUCAAGACAAGAUUUGAAAGUAUCUCCCAGGUUGUUCAAGUCUCAGCAGUGUGGAAUAAGACCAGUAAAAGUUAAUGUGAUUGAUUUUUCACCAUUUGGAGAACCAAUAUUCCUGGCUGGUUGCUCAGAUGGAAGCAUCAGGCUGCACCAGCUGACCUCCGAGCACCCCCUUGCGCAGUGGGACAACAGCACCGACGGACGCGCUGUCACCGGCCUGCAGUGGUCCCCAAGCAGGCCUGCUGUGUUCCUGGUCCAGGAUGAGGCAUCCAGGGUUUAUAUCUGGGACCUCCUCGAGAGUGAUCUGGGCCCUGUGGCCAGGCAGUCCAUCUCCCCAGACGGGUCUCACAUGGGCAGCAGUGACCAAGUAUUUGAGCCGUCACCUGCAGCCUCCCACGGUGCAGAUGAGCAGGAGGGUGGAAUCAGAAGCAGAGUCGGAACUUGAACCCAGGCACUCCAGUAGGGACACGGACGUCCCAGGUGAUGGCUUAACUGCUGCACCAAAUGCCCACUGCUGGGCAAUAUUUUGAAAACCACUUUAAAAUGCGGUUAUUUUAUGUUUAUCCCAAAAUAGUCUAAUGAAUUAAAGAUUUGUAAUAUACUGUUUCCCCAUUGUCAUGAUUCUGUAAGUAAAAGGAAAGUUUUUGUAAGCUUCUUGGUUAUAUUCAUGUGCCAGUUUUAUAAAUUCAGCAUGUCUGUGAUAUACAGAGUAUUCCUUCUGGUAUCAAAAACAGAAUAGUAUGUGAGAAUAAGUAAUUCACGUAGUUUCACACUGUUGAACCAUUUCAGAGUCAAAUCAUCUCAGCAUCCCUGCCGUGGCCUUUCCAUCAAUUCAUGUGAAAUUCACUAAUGUGAAUUUAAGACAUUAAAUGUGAAUUAAUGAGUCUUUAUCUUUGUUGUCUUUUUUCAAAGUAGAAAUAUUUAUAGAAGCUUUCAUUACGAAGGGUUCUCUCUGGUAUGAGUUUGUCUGUUCACCUGUGUUUUUUCUUGAGACUUUACAUUUCUCAAAACUUCCUCUCCGGGGAAGAAAAGGAACUCCCAAAUAUAACCCCAAAUCCCGUUUGUAAAGGUAAGAGGAAGAUAGAAAGCCAGAUAAUAGUUUGAUCGACUGUUAGGAAUACACUGAUAAGGUGUGAAAAAAUACUGAGGGUUGGAUUUAUGUAAUUCAAAUGCUAGGCAUACUGACAUUAUUCUAAUUGUUAGAAAAAAAUACACCAAAAAAGUUCAUCCUGUGGAUACAUGUACACUCAUAGUGCAUCUGUAGUUUAUUUUCCGGAAAGUCUGCCUGUCCAUUGUUUAGUAAAUAAAUACCGAAUUUAUUGAGCUCCAGCUGUGUACCUGGCACUGCUCUAGACCCUGGGUAUAACACGGAGCCAGUCAGGACUGCCCCCACUUCCUGGUUAGCCAAGAUGGGUGAUACAUAAGACAAGGAACGCAGAAGAUGUGUUAGAAUGUAUGCGAUGUUGAGAAUUAAAAUAGUAAGGGGCCAGGAGUGGGGGCAGUAGGCUGUUGGGGAAGAUGGUCCUGUUGAGAGGGGACAUUUGGGCAAAGACAUAGGAGAUGAAUACCAGGGGCCUGCCUGGGCAGGAGAGCAGGCAAACCAGUCCCACGAUGGACUGCGCUGGUGUGGGGAGGCCGCGGUUGCCCGUGGGACAGGGACACUGGCUGAGUGGGAUGAGAGUUGUGGGAGGUGAGCAGAACAAUGACGAGUCCUGUUUGAUCAGGUCCAGAUGCACUGUUCAGAAUAUGUUUGCGCACGUUAGCUGGAUAAGGAGCCCUCCUCCGUGGAGCCUCGUCUUGCAUCGCACCAUGUGUGCUGGGGACCGUGGUUGCAGUCUAAGAACCUGACGACUCUUGCCCUGGCGAGGGCCCUCUCUGCCGUGUCCCGUGCCAGUGCUGGACACGCGAGGGACCGCCCGUCCUUGUGUCUGCUUCUCGGGAGCUUGCGGGAGGGAGGUGGCAGUUGAGCAGCUUGUUUGCAGCUGUGUUUCAGUUAGAAAAAAGUAGGAGCCAGUGCUGUGGUACAGUGGCCAGCAUUGUGGCACAGCAGGGUUAAGCCCUCACCUGAGAUGCCAUGUCCUGUAUGAGCACCAGUUCCAGUCCCAGCUGCUCCACUUCUGAUCCAGCUCUCUGCUGUGGCCUGGGAAAGCAGUGGAGGAUGGCCCAAGUCCUUGGGCCCCUGCAUCCACAUGGGAGACCUGGAUGGAAUUCCCAGCUCCUGGGUUCGACUUGGUGCUGCCUUGGCCAUCGUGGCCAUUUUGGGGGAGCUCGCUCUCUCUCCCUUUCUCUGUAUCGCUGUAACUCUGUCAUUCAAGCAACCAAAUCAAUCUUUUUUUUUUUUUUUUUAAAUAAUGUUACAUAGAAAGUUCUGAAUUGUUUUUCUCUAGCUCUAAAGAAAAUCAGACCAAGAGGAGUGCAAUAGAGUUUGACAGGAGUUUAGAUUAAAUAGAGGAAGGAUUUACCACUUUUAGAGUUUUUUAGGCUGAAAUUCAUGAUAACCACCUUCCUGUUCUGCAGUCACUCAUUGAAAGCAGACAGCUCCUCUCUAGGGCUUCUUGGGGCCAGCCCAGGAGCUGUUGUAAUCGGUUUGGCAAACAAAUGUUAAACCUAGGCUUUGGUUUUCAUAUUUUGCCCUGCUUCCCUGAUUCUGUCCAACUCAAAUCUUGAAGAUAUUUCAAAAAAUUCUCCAAUGAUAGCACUAAUUCCCCAAUGGUAGUGUUUAAAAAAACAUUUAUAGAGAUAGUUUAUCAAUGAACUACAUUCUGUUCCUCACCCCACUCCUCCAGUCCUUAUUCCAGGGAUACCUUUUAGGAUUAUCAUCCAUUCUAAUUUUUUUUAAGCUUUUGUUUGGUGAAUACAAUUUUCAUAGAUUCAACUUUGGGAAUACAGUGGUUUUACCCCCCAUACCCACCCUCCCUCACCUACUCCCAUUCCACCUCUUACUCCCUCUCCCAUCGCAUUUUUCAUUAAGAUUCAUUUUUAAUUAUCUUUAUAUACAGAAGACUAAUCUAUACUAAGUAAAGAUUUCAACAGUUUGCAAACACACAGACAUACAAAGUAUAAAGUACUGUUUGAAGACUAGUUUUACAGUUAAUUCUCAUAGUGCAACUCAUUAAGGACAGAGGUCCUACAUGGAAAGUAAGUGCACAGUGACUCCUGUUGUUGAUUGAACAAUUGACACUAUUAUUUAUGACAUCAGUGAUCACCCAAGGCUCUUGACAUGAGCUGCCAAGAAAACUAUGGAAGCCUCUUGAGUCCACAAACUCCGUCAGUAUUUAGGGCCAUAAGGAAACUAGAAGUUCUCUCCUCCUUUCAGAGAACAGUACCUCCUUCUUUUUUUUUUUAUUUAUUUAUUUAUUUAUUUAUUUUUUUUUUGACAGGCAGAGUGGACAGUGAGAGAGAGAGACAGAGAGAAAGGUCUUCCUUUGCCGUUGGUUCACCCUCCAAUGGCCGCCGCGGCCGGCGCGCUGCGGCCGGCGCACCGCGCUGAUCCGAUGGCAGGAGCCAGGAGCCAGGUGCUUUUCCUGGUCUCCCAUGGGGUGCGGGGCCCAAGCACCUGGGCCAUCCUCCACUGCACUCCCUGGCCACAGCAGAGGGCUGGCCUGGAAGAGGGGCAACCGGGACAGAAUCCGGCGCCCCGACCGGGACUAGAACCCGGUGUGCCGGCGCCGCUAGGCGGAGGAUUAGCCUAGUGAGCCGCGGCGCCGGCCCAGUACCUCCUUCUUUGAUGGCCCCUUCUUUCCACUGGGGUCUCACUCACCAAGAUCUUUCAUAUAGGAUAAUUUUUGCCACAGUGUCUUGGCUUUCCAUGCCUGCAUUGCUCUCAUGGGCUUUUUAGCCACAUCCGAAUGCCUUAAGGGCUGAUUCUGAGGUCAGAGUGUCAUCCAUUCUUGAUGUUUCCAGGUCUGUGGCAGUUAAACUCUACCUGUAUUUUACAUGACUGAUCAAACAGCAAUACUGAAAUGUUAAACAGUGUAAGUUCUAAUGACUUGUCAUGGUCUGCCCCUGUUGUGUUCUUGCGAGGAAUUAGUUCUUACACCUGCCCUUGUUCCUCGUAAUGCUGUAACUUCUCUCUAGCAAGAGCUCCUGGUGGCUGUUCAGUGAACACUUCAGAGGCACAUUGUCAAGCCCCAAGUGCAUUUCUCUGAGUGCUCAGGUGGGUUCCCCCAGUGCAACUCUGGCUUCGCCUUGGCCACCCAUGUGCUAGGGAAUGCUAUGGUGACAGCAGAGGCUCCUGUCCGUGUGCUCUGAGGGCUCAUACCAUGGGAGUCUGGCUGCCCUGGGUAUUUGGAUUACAGAGACAGCAUUUACUUCAUGUUAGUAGACAGAGCUGUUGGGCCACACAAGGGGGAUUCGUUCUAGCCCUCUGCUGCCUGCUGGUGAGAGCUCAGUGUGUCCUGCUUCCAGUCAUGUGCCCCACUGAAACGGUGCAGCACUGUGUAGUGCCAGACCCUGGCUGCUGAUCACUAGGGAGUAAGACAAGGGGGAGGGGCCAUGUUGAGGAAGGCGCUAGGUUAAACCCGAUGAUUCAGGCUGUGACUGAGACAUUCCUGGGGUGCUGUGGGAGUCCUGGGGGGGGGGCGGGGGGCUGACCCAGAUGUGCUGCAGUCAGGGGGUCCUGGGAGAUUUCUCCAGGUGAUGGCACUGAUAGAUGGGAGUGUGCUGGACAAAGCUGGAUAGGAGGAGUCUCUGAGGCACUGGGAGAGGAAGCCAGUCCCCAAGCUGCAGGUGCCUGGAGCGGGGAAGGAGGGAGGGUGGGGAGAGCUGGAUUUGUAGAGGUUCUGGGCCAGCGCAGGCUGGCGGAGGCCUUCUGGAAGACUGAAUGCUUUCCUGCGGGCAGCAGGAUGGGAUUUAAGUGGGGGCAGCACAAACACUGCGUGUGUGUUUCAAGUCUGUCAGCUGUGGGGAGGGAAUAAGAUUCAGGAUGGGCAGUGGGGAUGAUCUCACGGUGGGGAUGUCCUGUGGGAGGAGACAGAGGUGUUGGCCCAGCCCUAGGUCUCUUGCACGGGCACUUGAUGGAUGGAUGAAGGAGGUGACCAGCGGUCAGCGGGUGGCCUCGGCUGUAGAUGCAGAUUUCUGAGCACUGACACUGAGCUGCUGGCCGUCUCCUCUGGGGAGGCAGUGAGGAGACCAAGGACGAGGCACCAGGAAACCUCAUGCUGGGGCCCCACGUCAGGGACGCAGCUGUCCGAGGCUCUGGGGUUGGGCAAGACCUGCCGAGGUCACUCUUGAGCUGAGCAGAGAGGAGGCACAUUGAGAGCGUCCUCCCACCUGCGUGAGGCUGCUGCAGAGUUCCCGGCCUGCCUGGGGUAACACGUGCUCAUCAGUCACUUCGUCAAGUCAGCGGCCCCGUAGAGGUCUAAGGUGCAGAAAUACACUCUCUGUAGAUUUUCACAUUUUAUUUCUGGUCUCACUUUUCAUUUUGACUGUUGCCCUUUUUUAUUUCUCUCCCAUUUCACCCUCCCUUUGCAAGAUGGAUUUGUGGGAGACUCGGAAGGAACAGGAAGUCUCACACACGUGCACCAACUUCUCUGUUUAUGCCCCUUCUCGC
Molecule: messenger RNA, 8400 nt
Organism: Oryctolagus cuniculus (rabbit)
Lineage: Eukaryota; Metazoa; Chordata; Mammalia; Lagomorpha; Leporidae
Source: RefSeq, a predicted model, not a curated record